This is a messenger RNA of Caenorhabditis remanei, 1464 nucleotides long. RefSeq lists its product as uncharacterized. The coding region runs from base 1 to 1464 and encodes 487 amino acids. Gene Ontology annotation, cellular component: cytoplasm. The transcript is spliced from 6 exons. Gene Ontology annotation, biological process: proteolysis. The record is from RefSeq and is a predicted model, not a curated record. Gene Ontology annotation, molecular function: metalloaminopeptidase activity; manganese ion binding. NCBI's taxonomy places the organism in Eukaryota, Metazoa, Nematoda, Chromadorea, Rhabditida, Rhabditidae.
AUGGCAAAAAUUCUAGUUCGAAAUGGAAUACAGGCGAUCGGUGAAGGACUGACCAGUUUGGUUAUUGUCGGAAAGAAAAGUGCAUUGCAAGCCGUUCCGUUUGAAGGAAGAUUUCAAGAAGUUGCCCAGAAAUUCGUUGGAGAUAGCUCCUCAUGGAAUUCGAUGAUCUCACGAAUCAACAAGUCUGGACGUCUUCCACUUCAUUACGAGCUUGCUCAUUUGAUUGCUGUUCCAGACAGCGCUUCUAGAGGAAAUACUUCGACAAACAGUCAUGCUCUGUUCAAAGAUAUGAGAUCUGUCACUUACCCAGAAGACGUGGAAAAUGUUCACAUUGUCUUGUUUUCGAAUUAUUCCGAUGUUGUUGCUCAUGUUUCGGCAAUAGCUCGAACCUUUUACAAGUUCACAUUGAAAACUAGCAAAAAGCGAUCAUUGAACGUUAAUAUCGAUGUGGUAUGCGAUCAGCUAACUGGGGAAGAUGCUGAUUUCCUCACCGACCUUUCUGAAUCUAUUCGUGAAACAGCUCGUCUCAUUGACACUCCAGCUAACGUUUUGACAACGGAUGCACUUGUUGAUGAAGCUGUUAAAGUUGGAAAUGCUCUCGGUUCCAAAGUAACAGUUAUUCGCGGAGAAGACCUAUUAAGCAGUGGAUUUGGUGGAAUUUAUCAUGUUGGAAAAGCCGGUCCAACACCUCCUGCUUUUGUCGUGUUGUCCCACGAAGUUCCUGGCUCUACUGAACAUAUCGCACUUGUUGGAAAGGGAGUUGUUUACGACACCGGAGGUCUUCAAAUCAAGUCAAAGACUGGAAUGCCGAAUAUGGGUGGUGCUGCUGGAAUGCUCGAAGCUUACUCAACUCUGGUCAAACGAGGAUUCUCUCAGACACUUCACGUUUGUCUUUGCAUUGUUGAAAACAACGUCAGCCCGAUUGCAAAUAAACCAGAUGACGUUAUUCAAAUGCUGAGUGGGAAAACUGUCGAAAUCAACAACACAGACGCAGAAGGUCGUUUGAUCCUCGCAGACGGAGUGUACUACGCAAAAGAAUACUUGAAGGCGACCACCAUUUUCGAUAUGGCCACGCUCACAGGAGCUCAGGCAUGGCUCUCAGGACGUCUUCAUGGUGCUGCUAUGACCAAUGAUGACCAACUCGAGAACGAUAUUGUUCGAGCCGGUAAAGCAUCAGGAGAUCUCGUGUCGCCAAUGCUUUUCGCUCCGGAUCUCUUCUACUCUGAUCUGAAAUCCCCGAUUGCAGAUAUGAGAAACUCAAAUCUCGGAAAAAUGGAUGGUCCACCAUCAGCUGUAGCUGGUCUCUUCAUUGGCGCUCAUAUCGACUUUGGAGAAGGAAUCCGUUGGCUUCAUCUCGAUAUUGCUGCUCCGGCUGAAUGCGGAGAUCGUGCUACUGGCUACGGACCAGCGCUUUUUUCGACUCUUCUCGGCAAAUACACGAACAUCCCUAUUCUCAACCAGUGA